AAAUAGUCCGCCUUUUCCAGCUCACCCGCCAUUUUAUGUGAAAAGCAGCAUUGUGCUGCAUGGCUAGUGCGUGCGGUGCAUUCUUGGAGAACGUGGUGUUGAUCCAGCUCGUGUAAGUUACUCUGGUUAUGGUAAGAUUGCAUGAUAAAUACAGUAAACAGCAUUAGAUUGAUAUCAGUAAAAGUCGUACUCUCGCAAACUGUUAAAAUUUACUUUGUCGAUUUAGCUAGCUAGCUAGCUUGUUAGCUUUAUCUAGAGCAAAAUGAGUUACGGUAGGCCUCCGCCCGAUGUUGAGGGCAUGACUUCACUGAAAGUAGACAACUUAACCUACCGAACAUCGCCCGAGACUCUGCGGCGUGUGUUCGAGAAGUACGGGCGGGUUGGAGACGUGUACAUCCCCCGGGAUCGUUACACGAAGGAGAGCCGAGGAUUCGCCUUCGUGCGGUUCCACGACAAAAGGGAUGCCGAGGACGCGAUGGACGCCAUGGACGGGGCCGUGUUGGAUGGUCGUGAGUUGCGGGUACAGAUGGCCCGCUACGGGAGACCUCCAGAUUCACAUUACGGUCGCAGAGGGGGACCACCCCGGAGGUACGGGGGAUAUGGGCGGCGAAGUAGAAGCCCGCGGCGCCGGAGGCGAAGCCGAUCCAGGAGCCGGAGUCGGUCUCGGUCUCGCAGCCGCUCCCGAUACAGCCGAUCCAGGUCCCGCUCCUACUCCAGAUCCCGCUCCCGCUCCAAGUCCCGCACCCCCCGCCGGAGCAAGACCAAGUCCAAGUCUCCAGUCCGCUCCCGGUCCAGAUCUAUCUCCAAGUCGAAGUCCAAGUCCAAAUCCAGGUCCAGGAGCCGCACACCGCCCUCUAACAGAGGCUCUAAGUCUAGGUCAAGAUCCAAGAGCCCGCCAAAAUCGCCGAUAGAGCAACAAGCCACAAUUGAUUGAACAGUAAGUAAAAUUUGGGAGGGGGUGGACUGUUUAGGCAAAGUCUGGAAGUAAUAUUGGAUUAAACGGCCUAAGAUUCUCACUGUAGUGCUGUUGUGAUCAUGUUAAGACCAUUUUUAAAUAGGCCCCAAACACUUUCUACAGUCUGUCCUGCAAAUCCUUUGCCUCAUUUAAAGCAUGAGGAAAUUGAAUUUGCCUUCAGGGUUGUCUUGGUAAUUGUCAUGACAUUGUAGCCUUUUUAGAUCGCAGACUGUAAAAUUGUGGGAUGUAUUACAGAAAUAUUUUCUAUCCGGGGUCACAUGUAAAUGUAUAGGUACUGUUUGAGAGGGAUCAUUUUUUUAAUGAUUGCCUGUCGUCGUGGACAGGGGACACAGAGGAGUCCUGGUUGGCAAUACAAUGUUUGGUAACACAAUUUUAUAGCCCGUUAAUUAGUUGGCUACUUGUGUAAUUAUUAGGCAAGUACGUUGAUUUCUGUGGUAAGUACUAAAGUCUGUUUGUACUGUACACUUUACGGCCCGUUUCAUAGUACUUUCCUCUGAAUUCAAAAUGGUGACCGAAUCAGUACCUAGUAUUGACCCAGUAAAUGCCAUGUAAUUAACAGGCUGUAAAAUGGUGUUACCCAAUGUUUUUAUUUUCUGUACAUUUGUUACCGAAUGUGAUAAAUUCACUGGCACUCCUCUUGGUAUCCUGUCCAUUGGCGUUAGGGCUUGGUGGGAGGUGGGCAUUUUGGUACAUAAAAUGCAGGGGGAGUGAAUUGCUUUUCUUUGCAGAGUUUGAAACCUAGUUUCGGACACAAAAAAUGUUCACCAAAAAAUGUGGAAUUCUCUCCUCCAAGCUGCUGAUUCCGGUUUGCAAAAGAGGAGUUUGGGGCAGUAUGAGCAGGUGUAGAAGGGGGUGAGCUGCCCAUGGCCUCCAGGUGCUGUUGGGGGGCGCUAUGGAGCAGGUCGGUCUGUCAGUGUUGGGGUGUGGUGGUGAGGUACGUGUGCAGGCUGAUGGGCAGGUCAUGCACCCAGGCAAUUGGGGGCAUGGUCUAAAUCGUGAAGGACCAAAGGUUUGUCUCCCCAUUUUUAGUUCAUCCAACACAGGAGCACGACCAAACAAGUUUGCCGUGCGCCGAGGGCGUUCUCCCCCGAAAUUCACUAGCCAUUUCACCAGUCGGACCUCCUGAAAAACGUGGUCCCGAAACGCCAAGUGGUAACACCACACACUCAUGUAGACUGUAAUGCGGCGUGUCGCACUCGAGCGUUUGUUCCGCUCGUUUUAUCAGUGAAAGUCAACACCGGGCCCAGGUGUCUCCGCCUGCCUCGGUGGUAAGCUUAGACUCCAUUUGACAUCCUAGAUGCACUCAGGUACACAAACUGAGGCCAGUUUUCAGGAUGAAGGAGAGCCCUGUUCUCCGGCAGCUUUCUCACCCUCUCCCGUUUCCCUACAGGUCGACUUCGUUGGGACGCCCUGUCAAGGAAAGUACGAGGACUUUCUCCCUCCCCAUCCAAACACCAUGAUUUCUGACUUAAAAGGUCAUUACGAUUUGGUCUGAAGGUUUUUAAUUGAAAUUGGUUUCUUUUUUUCUUUUUUCUUCAGUUGAAUGUACAUGAGUUUAAUUUCUACAAUUUUUCCUUCUGCAAAACUGUUCAUUUUAAGUAAUGGGCUUAACUCCAGGUGAGCAUUUGUAAAGGGGGGUGGCACAUUUUUGUUCUUUUCCCGUUUUAAUGAUGGUACCGAGGCGUUAUCAUAACUGGACAUUAUUUCAGGUAACAAGCUCCAAAAUAUGAAGUACAGCAAAUUGGUAAUAUAAAAAUAGCAUGAUUACCGGAAUGCUGUAGAGGACAUAGACUUUCUUGGGUCUGGCUUUGACUAAUUGGAUGCCAUUGUAUUCAGAGAUUGGUUUGACCAUUUUGAUAAGUAACACAAUCCCUAUAAAAUACCUUGCCGUAUAAUUGCGAAUGUAAUUGUAGUAUCUCCUCAUAGUCAGUUUUUUUAUUUUUACGCUUAAGCCAGGACCCUUUUGAUAAUUAGCAAAUUUCUGAUUUGUAGGUUGUAAUUUUACUUUUUUUUUUUUUUUUUCCACCCCCAUUUUUUUUUCUUGUGAUUCUAAUCUUCUCUCUUGUAUUUUUUUGUGCACUAGGCGCAGUUGUGUAGCAGUUGAGUAAUGCUGGUUAGCUGUAAGGUGGCGUGUUGCAGUGCUGGGCAGUGUGCAGUUUUCCUGAUAACGCCUGUAGCCACCGCGCCGUCUAAAAAUUGCUGCCACAGGUUUCCUAUGGUAAUGGUGAACCCCCUCCCUCUCCCCCCCCCUCCCCCUCCCUUCAUAAUUCAUUCCCCUCUCUCCUAAUAAUGUGGAGCACAUGGUGAACACCCUGCAACUUAAUUUUUAAAUUUCUUUCUCAGUUGAAAUGUCUGUUAAACAGAACUGUUUUUUUUGUCUUGCUCUUGCAUUUUGCAAACCUAUUCUGUAUUUACACAACCACUUUGUGAAUGCUAAUAAAACCUUUUUGCCGUAA
Molecule: messenger RNA, 3432 nt
Organism: Conger conger (European conger)
Lineage: Eukaryota; Metazoa; Chordata; Actinopteri; Anguilliformes; Congridae
Gene: srsf2b
Product: serine and arginine rich splicing factor 2b
Exons: 2
Coding region: 263-934 (223 amino acids)
Molecular function (GO): RNA binding
Source: RefSeq, a predicted model, not a curated record